AUGUAUUAUUUGCCCGCAAAAUUCUUGACACAUUCCUCCAUUUUUCACCUACUCCCCAGACCCCACUAUCUUUCAUCUCUAAUCCGAAAUCAACUAACAAUGCUUAGCCUCUACACCCUUGUAUUGUUGCUAGGAGCAGUCAGGGCCACCCAAUUCCAGCCAUGGGAUUCUAGUUCUUUGGACAAAUCUUCGUUUUUCGAGCAAUUCACCGCAGAAAACGUUUCUGAAUCGGGCUGGGUGGUUUCCGCCGCUACAAAGACCGAUGGCACCCCAUACAAGGGCCAAUGGGCACUUGAGGAGGCCUACAAAUAUCCAGGAUUUGCCGGCGACAAAGGUCUCGUUAUGAAAUCGGACGCUGCUUACUUUGCUAUCUCGAAAAUUCUACCAACCGCCUUAUCAGCAGAAGACAAGGACUUGGUUGUUCAAUUCGAAGUUAAAUAUCAAGAAGAGAUCAGUUGUGCAGGUGCAUACAUUAAAUUAUUGAGUGGAGAUUUUAAUCAAUCGGAGUUCAACGAGGAAUCCGACUACCAGGUCAGAUUCGGGCCAGACAUCUGCGGUGCAGAGAAUAAGGUCGAUCUAGCAUUAAAGAAGACCGUCAAUUCGGAGAGCGUAGUCAGUGUGUUGAACAAUGCUCCACUUGCGCGCAAAAAUUUGUUGAGCAAUUUAUACACAUUGGUGAUUCGUCCUAAUAGAGAUAUUGAAAUCAGAAUCAACGGCCAGGUUGCAAAAGCUGCCAACUUGUACGAAUCUUCGGACGUCAUGACCCCAUCCUUGGAAAUGCCUGCCUACAUUCAAGACCCUGCUGCUGUUAAGCCGGCAGAAUGGGAUGACAGAGAGUACGUGGUUGAUGAGGCUGCCCAGAAGCCUUCGGACUGGGAUGAUACUUUUGGUAGCAUGUGGGUUCCAAACCCUGAAAUCAAGAAGCCUGUUGGAUGGAAUGAUGAUGAGUCGCUUCCUAAGUUUAUUAGAGACCCUAAUGCCGUCAAGCCUGCCGAGUGGAACGACGAGGAGGAUGGUGAGUGGGUUGAGCCGUUUAUCAAUAAUCCUAAGUGUAUUGCAGGCUGUGGUAAGUGGGAGGCACCAAAAAUCGUUAAUCCCGACUAUAUCGGUGAGUGGGUUGCCCCAUCUAUCGAGAAUCCUCAGUAUAAAGGCGAAUGGAAGGCGCCAUUGAUAAAAAAUCCAGCAGUAGUGACCUCAGAGGUCCUUUCACAACCAGUGACCGCAAUAGGUUUUGAUCUUUGGAGUAUGGAAGCUGAUAUCUUGUUCAAUAACAUUUAUGUGGGCCACUCUGUUGUCGAGGCGGAGAAAAUCGGCAAUGAAACUUUUGUUCAAAAACUCGAGAUGGAGCGCAAAAUCUACGAAAAGACUAAACCCGAGCCAAAACAUAAACCUUCGGCACCACCAAAGACAUUUGAAGACUACUUGAAUGCUGAUAGCUCCAACAUUUUGUCUGAUUUGAUUGGACACGCUCAGGCUUUCUUCGAAAACCAUUUUUCCACAACGAGAAAAUUUUGGCACGAGUUUCAAGUCGAUCCUGCUGAAGCCAUCAUGGCGCAUCCAAUAAGGUUUGUGAUUACCUGUUUCUUUGGCCUCUUGGCUUUUGUGACUGGUGUGGGAGUUUUGAACGUUUGCAUUUACCUAUUCCUCACGACUAAGGAAGACGCCGAGGCUGAUGCGGCGGCAUCCAGAGCCAGAGCAGCAAGGAUACAAGAAAGACUUGACAAGAAGGCAGACGAGGAAUUGAUUCGCAAGAGUAGUACGGAGGCCACAUCUUCAGGAAGAGAGUCAACCUCCAUCAAGUCCAGGAAAGUACGCUAA
Molecule: messenger RNA, 1818 nt
Organism: Australozyma saopauloensis
Lineage: Eukaryota; Fungi; Ascomycota; Pichiomycetes; Serinales; Metschnikowiaceae
Product: calnexin
Exons: 1
Coding region: 1-1818 (605 amino acids)
Biological process (GO): protein folding
Cellular component (GO): endoplasmic reticulum; endoplasmic reticulum membrane
Molecular function (GO): calcium ion binding
Source: RefSeq, a predicted model, not a curated record